This is a messenger RNA of Hydractinia symbiolongicarpus, 1777 nucleotides long. RefSeq lists its product as uncharacterized. Lineage: Eukaryota; Metazoa; Cnidaria; Hydrozoa; Anthoathecata; Hydractiniidae. The record is from RefSeq and is a predicted model, not a curated record. Bases 96 to 1004 code for a protein of 302 amino acids. The transcript is spliced from 5 exons.
CAUCUCAUCAUUUCUUUUAUUUGUCCUAUAAAUCCAAUAUAAAUGUGCAACCGGCUGGUUGAUGCCAAACAUCUAAGACUUAGCAGAAAAGCAAUAUGGGCACUGCGACGUAUUGUGCACUAACAUCAGUUGUCGUUGUUAUUGCGAUUUCAAUUGGACUAAUUGCAAGCUCACUGAAAAAGUUGAGCACAGAAGAAGCUGGUUUGCAAUAUGACGUUCAUCAGCACAAGCUUAAAAGUAAAGUAUACACAGCUGGCCUUCAUGCUGGCCCACCAGGAUACAAAUUCAUUAAAUUUCCACGUGUUUACCGCACCAUUUCUUUUCCUGAAGUGCAAUGCUUAAAUAAAGAUGGUUUGACAAUAGAAUUGAGUGUGCAGUUUCAGUACUUAGCCAGUUUAAAAGACGAAGAUUUAAAGGGGAUUAUUAUGGAAUUCAAAGAUCAUGACAACUACAAGGAGGUUGUGCAAGAUGCAGCACAAGAAGUGAUCCACAACACCUGCAGUGAGUUUAAUGUGACAGAAUUUCAAACUUCACGGGUUGAAUUUCAAAACAAAAUUUUGUCAUCUUUGCAAGCCAGAUUACUGUCUGAUUUCAAAACAACAGUUCGUGAUGUGCAGGUGAGUAACAUCAAACGCCCUUCAGCAUAUGAAAAAGUUGUGAGAGAUAAAGAAGCUGCGAAACAAAAUAUUGCUGUAGCUGAACAAGAAAGACCAAGAAUUCUUACUGCUGCUAAUACUAAGUUGAAAGAAGCACAAACGCAAGCUAACAUUACUCUUAACAAGGCUCAUACUGAUGCUCGUAUCGCGAUAACCAAAGCUAAUGCUGAAGCAGAAGCGAUACAAAACGCUUACGAGACGGAAGCCAAAACAUACGCGAGCAUAAUGAUUGUGCAGAACCUGACAGUGAACGGUUUGCUUUCGUACUUAUCCACGAGAGCUGUUCAAACAGCGAAGAAAGACGUUUUUGUAAAUAUCGAUGCUCCUGCGAAGACCAGUUUUCCGUGAUAAAUUAAUGUCGUGUGUCAUUGGUUAAUACGGAAAAUGAAAAUUGCCAAUAGCGCCAUUUAUUUUGUUGUAUUUCUUUCUUCGUUUGAAUCGUUCCAUUAUUUUUCUACAGACAGCAGACUUUUCAGUGUGUCUAAGGAAAAACAUUAAAAACGUUAAACUUCAAAAAACAUCUCUGUCCUACGUUGGCACCCUUUCUCAUAGUAACUUGUUGCUUACAACAAACUUUUAAUGCUACCCUACCCAUGAGUUUAAAUUUUUAACAAAACUAAUAAGAUUUUUUUUGACAUUCGCAUUGAUUGUGUCGAGGUAUUUUUCACGUUGUUUUUUAAGUGGUAAAAUAAGCAUUUUUUCAUUGUUUUUUACCAAUAAUUACGCUGCUGCCAAGUUUUAUGUCAUUUUUUGUGCGACCACGAUUGUUCAAUUUUUUUUCUUUUUAUGUUAUUAAAACUUGUUUAAAAAAAUCGUAUCAGGGUGGUGUGGUGAUUUUGUCAGGACAAUAUCACGAACUUCAUCAGAUCAAUUCAUCUAUUUUAAUGUACUUGUUUUUCCAUUUUUUUAAUGUUUUUAUUUGUAUAUAUAUAUAAAUUUAUUUACCUAAAGUUCGACAAUUUUUUAAAUUAUUUUUUUUCAUAAAAAUGUUCAUUGUGUUAUGUUCUAUGUUUGGUUCUGCGGUGUAAGUCUGUGUUUUGUACUGUGUGUUACGUGUUGGCAUAUAAACAUGUAUUUUUGAUCUACAGUUAGUUUAUGUUGAACAUAUUAGCUUCAAAAUA